Acanthochromis polyacanthus (spiny chromis) is the source of this 1531-nucleotide messenger RNA. It is a transcript of the gene pparg, whose product is annotated as peroxisome proliferator-activated receptor gamma. The record is from RefSeq and is a predicted model, not a curated record. Gene Ontology annotation, molecular function: zinc ion binding; nuclear receptor activity; RNA polymerase II cis-regulatory region sequence-specific DNA binding. Gene Ontology annotation, biological process: positive regulation of transcription by RNA polymerase II; hormone-mediated signaling pathway; regulation of lipid metabolic process. NCBI's taxonomy places the organism in Eukaryota, Metazoa, Chordata, Actinopteri, Pomacentridae.
CACACAGUCAGGUGUUGGCCCAUAGUGUGUCUGUGGGCCGCAGUGUCAGUUUGAGUUGACAUGCAAACACCAGGCAGAGAUUUUACCCAUCAGAGUGAUCACAGCUUCUCAGUAGACAUGGUGGACACCCAACAACUCCUAGCUUGGCCUGUUGGUUUCAGCCUGAGUACAGUGGAUCUCCCAGAGCUGGACGACAGCACCCAUUCCCUCGACAUGAAGCAUUUGGCCACGUUAGACUACGCCUCCAUUUCCUCCUCGUCCAUCCCUUCCUCUCUGUCUCCUCCGUCGCUUAUGUCCUCCAUGUCCUCCGCUGCUUUGUCCUAUGACCUCAGUCCACCGCAGAAUGAAGAGCACCUGACGAACAUGGACUACAUAAACAUGCACAGCUACAGGACAGAGCUGGACACACACAAUUCAAUCAAGCUGGAACCAGAGUCACCUCCACAGUACUCUGACAGUCCUGUGUUCUCCAAGCUCCAGGACGAUACGACAUCGCCAUCGCUAAACAUCGAGUGCCGUGUAUGUGGAGACAAAGCCUCAGGGUUUCACUAUGGCGUCCAUGCCUGUGAGGGCUGUAAGGGUUUCUUCAGACGCACAAUCAGGUUAAAGUUGGUGUACGAUCACUGCGACCUUCACUGUCGAAUUCACAAAAAGUCCCGCAACAAAUGCCAAUACUGUCGUUUCCAGAAGUGCCUUAACGUCGGCAUGUCACACAACGCCAUUCGUUUUGGCCGCAUGCCCCAGGCGGAGAAGGAAAAACUGCUGGCCGAGUUCUCUCCGACAUGGAGCACAUGCACCCGGAGGCAGGCAGAUCUGAGGUCUCUGGCGCGGCAUCUGUACGAGGCCUAUCUGAAAAACUUCUACCUCACCAAGGCCAAGGCCAGGGCCAUCCUCUCUGGGAAGACCGGAGACAACGUGCCUUUUGUCAUCCAUGACAUGAAGUCUCUAGUUGAAGGCGAGCAGUUCAUCAACUGCAGCCAGUUACCCAUGCAGGAGCAGCAGCUGCAUACCCCGACCACUAUGGACGGACACGGAGCCCUCCAAGUUUACCACCAGCACGCCUCUCACCCAAUGACAGGGAUGUCAGCAGUUCACUCAGGUUCAGAUUGCGGUGUUUUGGGAAUGACGGGCAUCAGCGAACAGGGACCAUCGGACGCCGUGGAGCUCCGAUUCUUUAACAGGUGUCAGUCACGCUCAGCAGAAGCAGUGAGAGAAGUGGACAGAGUUUUGCCAGAGUACCCAGGAUUUGUCAAUCUGGAUCUCAAUGAUCAGGUAACUUUGCUGAAGUACGGCGUGAUUGAGGUGUUGAUCAUCACUAUGGCGCCUUCUGAUGAACAAAGACGGGACCCUGAUUCCUACGGACAGAUUUUUAUGACUCGAGAGUUCCUCAAGAGUCUCAGGAACCUUUCUGUCAAAUGAUGGAGCCAAAGUUGAGUUCUCUGUCAAGUUCAACAUGCUGGAGCUGGACGACAGCGACAUGGCACUGUUUCUGGCUGUUAUCAUCCUCAGUGGAGUGAGUGCAGAUCGCGUU